AUGUAAUCGAGAACAUUUGUCCACCGCAUUAUUAAUUUAAUUGCAGAUCAAAUUAUGAGAAAUUUGCUCAGAAAAUUCCCUUUUGAAGAUUUGCUUUACGCAAGUUUUCUUCAACUAAAUGUUCUCCUGAUGAUGUUAUCAAAGGAGAUAUUAGAAUUUCAGAUCAUAAUUAAUCCAAAAAAUGUAAGAUGUCCUAAACUUCAAUCAUCUGUAAAGGAAGUCCCAGAUUAACUAGAUGAUUAUUUAUUCAGUCAAUUCAAUGAGGGAUGUCUAGAAUUCUUCAAUUAGCCUUACAGGUUAAAAGUUAGAUUAUAUAUAUUGAGAUAUCUCAAUUUAGCAGCAUUAAAUAAGACAUAUAUGCUUAUCAUAACAUGGCUGGACUCUAAGCUAUAUGUUCAAAUUCCAACCAAGCAAUCUUUAUAGGAGAAAGUGGGCAUGAUAAUAAAGAUUGGAAUAAACACAUCACUGAUGAGGAUAGACCAAUUGAAAAUAAAUUAAGCCCUAACAUUUUUAGGAUGUAUGAAAUUGGAUGGAAAACGAAAUUGUACAUUAAAAUUAAAUGAAUGUUUGAUUUUGUUAUUGGAAACAUUCAAAUUGACAUCGAAGACAGAAUUGUGGGUGAAGAAAAGUUAAAAUAAUGAAUAGCCUAAACUUUAAAGAAAUAUUUAAAACAGAAAAGGAGGUAUAAGGAUUUUCAAUGAAGAAUUGAAAACUUUGAUGAGAAAUUUAAGGUUCAUGGAAAACAGCAAGCCUCAUAAGAAACUUUUUGGGAUGUCACUGGAAAUCUUGCCUAUAGAUAAGGCUAGAAAUAUUGAACCAUCUCUGCUUAAGACAAAGAUGGGCAAAGAAACUGAUGUCAGAGGUCUUUAUCUUAUCUUAUGA
Paramecium tetraurelia is the source of this 882-nucleotide messenger RNA. RefSeq lists its product as uncharacterized. The transcript has 4 exons. Lineage: Eukaryota; Ciliophora; Oligohymenophorea; Peniculida; Parameciidae. The record is from RefSeq and is a predicted model, not a curated record.